CCAAGCUGUCACACAAAAUGACAACCAAAAAUCGACCUGGCAUCACUGGCAGCUUUUGUGUUAUGAGAAUUCGACGAUACAACGACGGUGCAAAUUUCUGAAAUUCGUCAAAGUUUAAGAAGUCAACAGAGAUGUCGCUCAAACCGCGAAGAAUAGUGUUCGAAGAAGUCUGGAUUGAGCUGCGGGAAGCGGUCCAGAAAGUGAUCACACUGCAGGGCAUCAAGCACGAUAUCUGGAACAACUUAUUUGCCGAUGUGUACCAAAUAUGCGUGGCACACCCGGAACCGUUAGCCGAUCGGUUGUACUUGGAGACGAAAACGUUCCUGGAAAAUCACGUCCAAACUUUGCUAGACCAGCGAGUGCUAAUAGCCGAUCCUCAGAAUGCUUCCAAGGACGAAUCUUCGGUCGGAACUUCAUCCGGAUCGUCCUACCAGCUGUUGGAACGAUAUUACGAAGUGUGGGUAGAAUAUAGCCAUGGUUCGCAGUACUUAAACAAUCUGUACAAUUACCUCAAUCAACAGCACAUCAAAAAGCAAAAGCUCAACGAAGCAGAAGCCGUGUACGGUUGCAACAACCAUGGUGAUAGCCAGGAAAAGAUGGAGAUCGGUGAGUUAACGCUCGAGAUCUGGAACCAGUACAUGAUACAGCGGCUCGGCAACGAGCUAGUCGAUCAAAUACUGAGCGGUAUAAAUGCGGAAAGAGUAAACAAUACUAGCGGUCAGUAUAACAAAAGCACGGAGGUCAUACGCGGCGUAAUACAAAGCUUCGUCGCCGUGCAGGAGGAUCGUCGUAAGGGAUCGCUCAAGUUGUACCAGGAACUGUUUGAGGCGCGUAUGUUAGAGGAGAGCGGUCAAAACUUCCGCAUCGUUGCUAGUGAGUUGCUGCAGGUUUGCAGCGUCAGUCAGUACAUGGAGAGAAUAAUCAAAAAGUUUGAAGAAGAGGAAAAGUUGGCUAAAAUUUAUCUCCAUGAAAGUUCUCUGCCAAAGCUGCGCAAAGUGUGCGAGGAAGAAAUGGUGACCAAGCAUAUGAACUUCCUGUACUCCGAAUGCAAAGAGAUGGUAGCGAAUGAAAAAAGCACUGAUUUGAGAAAUCUUUACAUCCUACUCAAACCGGUUACGGACGGUUUGAAGCGGCUGAUCGAAGUGUUCCUGGAGCACAUCAAGGAGCAGGGGAAGAAGACAAUUUCAUGCAUGAAGGGUGAUUCGGUACAUAUACAAUUCGUUGAGAACAUGUUGGACGUGCAUAGGAAGUACGAAGAACUGAUACAUACUACGUUUAAGUCGGAUCCGUUGUUUUUGGGCGCGCUCGAUAAAGCUUGCGCUCGUAUCAUCAAUGAGAAGCACAGUAAUAAUCAGGUAUGUCGCAGUGCCGAGCUGGUCGCCAAAUACUGUGAUAGCUUGCUAAAGAAAUCGAAAACGACUGAGGGUGAAAUCGACCAGAAGCUGACACGCAGCAUCAUCAUCUUUAAGUACAUCGAGGACAAGGAUGUGUACCAAAAGUUUUACAGCCGCAUGCUGGCAAAACGAUUGAUUCACGAACAGUCGCAAAGUAUGGACGCCGAAGAGUUAAUGAUCAACAAGCUGAAGCAAGCUUGUGGUUACGAGUUCACCAACAAGCUCCACCGCAUGUUUACUGACAUUUCGGUAUCGAAUGAUUUAAAUGCAAAGUUUAGCAAAUAUUUGAAUGAUAACAAACACGAGACUGGUAUCAACUUUUCCGUCAAGGUCCUACAGGCUGGUGCGUGGCCACUGGGACCGACGCAAGUAGUAGCAUCGUUUGCCAUACCGCAGGAAUUCGAAAAGUCCAUCCGUUUGUUCGAGGAGUUUUACCAUAUCAACUUUAGCGGCCGCAAACUGACCUGGCUGCAUCAUCUGUGCCACGGCGAGAUGAAGCUAUCGUUCGAAAAGCGCAAUUAUAUCGUCACGAUGCAGACGUACCAGAUGGCUAUACUGCUAAUGUUUGAAAACACGGACAAGUACACGUGCAAGGAGCUGCAAACGUCACUACAGCUACAGCAGGAAAUAUUCCAACGGCAUCUGCAAAGCUUAGUCGAGGCAAAAAUUUUGCUACUUAGCGAAGAGAAAAUGAAUGACGAUACGGAGGUUAGCAUCAACGUAAAUUACAACAACAAGCGUACUAAAUUUAAAAUAACCACUAACCUGCAGAAGGAAACACCACAAGAGGUCGAGCACACGAUGAAUGCUGUGGAUGAAGAUCGAAAGAUGUAUUUACAGGCGGCGAUCGUACGCAUUAUGAAGUCUCGAAAGGUGCUAAGACACAAUACCCUUAUACAGGAGAUUCUUUCCCAGUCGAAGGUGAGCUUUGCACCGAACGUGUCCAUGAUUAAAAAGUGUAUCGAGUCACUAAUCGACAAGCAGUACAUCGAACGAACGCCCAACUCCGGUGACGAAUAUAGUUACGUGGCAUAGGGUGGAUGUUCGUCUGCAUUAUUUCCCAAAUAUCCACUGAAAGAGCAUAGGGAUCUCUGGACGAAAUUGAAUAAAAUAUUAAAUUGUUAACAAAGUAAUGUUCAAGCCUGGAUGCUGCACAAGUUCUGCCCAACAUCAUCCCCCGUGCGCUGGAGCAGUUGUUUAUGAAAUAAUUGGUCGUAUGCAGCAGUGAUAUACAGAAGCGCGGAGCAAGUAAUACAGUGAAUACUAAAAUUAAAGCUCUUGAGUUUUGUAACAUGUGAUGAAAAUAACAACACGGAUUGGACCCAAUAUGCAAGCAGCGUGUUAGUGGUUGGAUACGGGAAGAUUUGUUUUUUGUUUUCGUCUGUCACGGUGAACGAACAUUUUUUAAUCGAUUUUUUGUUUUAUACUCUCUAUCGAAAACACGAUCGUGGGGUUGUGUUGAGUUUUGUACGAUCUUGUUUGUGUACCUUUUUUUUGUAAAUAUAAUUUUUGUACGUGUUCAUGUUUUCCUUAAAGAAAAUCCAUAA
This is a messenger RNA of Anopheles funestus (African malaria mosquito), 2941 nucleotides long. It is a transcript of the gene Cul2, whose product is annotated as cullin-2. Lineage: Eukaryota; Metazoa; Arthropoda; Insecta; Diptera; Culicidae. The record is from RefSeq and is a predicted model, not a curated record. The coding region runs from base 132 to 2429 and encodes 765 amino acids. Gene Ontology annotation, biological process: SCF-dependent proteasomal ubiquitin-dependent protein catabolic process; protein ubiquitination. Gene Ontology annotation, molecular function: ubiquitin protein ligase binding. The transcript is spliced from 12 exons. Gene Ontology annotation, cellular component: SCF ubiquitin ligase complex; Cul2-RING ubiquitin ligase complex.